CUCAUAUCUACACCUAGGUUCUUGCCUUGAAAAUUUACAUCGGUGAGCGACUUCUGGAGUUUUGCGCUCACCUUACUUGCGAAAAGCUCCAUUCUACAUUUUCUGGCAAGCUUUGGCUUCCCCACACCCCGUGAUAUUCGAGUUCUCGAGUCAAUUGUCACCGUUAGUCGACUUGAAAUCUGUCCUAGACUAACGCAAUGGCUGCCACUAAAGACACGGAAGUCGUCCUGAAUAAGGGCGACGACGUUGGCCCUCUCGCAAACGUCGAUGCGACUCAUAUCCAUCCAAAAGGUACGACCGUCUCCGACGCUAGCUCUGGAAAUGGGCAAAACGAUGGACACGGUGUUCCCGAGCUAGUUGGACAGCAAAACAGCGGGACGACCGUUGCUGAGUUGGAAGGGAAGAGUACAGGGAAGUGGUUUGCGUACGUGAAGACAAAGGACUUUUGGCUAGUCUUGUUACUUGGUCAAGUCCUGAGUAUCUGUAUCACAUCGACGAACACGCUUUCCCAGCUACUCUCCUUGGAAAGAACGAGCAUUCCUGCUUUCCAGACCUUCUUCAACUACGUUCUUUUGAACCUUAUCUACACCUCAUGGACAAUCUACAAAUAUGGGUUUAAGAAGUGGGUAAAUCUUCUUCUGAAAGAUGGUUGGAGGUUCUUCAUUCUGGCAUUUAUGGAUGUAGAGGGAAAUUACUUCACCGUUUUGGCAUAUCGCUAUACUACGAUCCUUUCUGCCCAGUUAAUCAAUUUCUGGGCCAUCGUCGUCGUCGUCAUAAUCUCCCUCAUCUUCCUGCACGUCCGCUACCAUAUCACCCAAUACGCCGGCAUCAUCCUCUGUAUAGGCGGCAUGGGCAUCUUGUUCGGAUCCGACCACAUCACAGGAAACAACGUCUUCGCCGCCGCCAACCAACUCAAAGGCGACCUCUUCGCCCUCCUCGGCGCCUCCUUCUACGGCCUCUCUAACUGCUUCGAAGAAUUCCUCGUCAGCAAACGCCCCAUGUAUGAAGUCAUCGGCCAACUCGCUUUCUGGGCCAUGUUGAUCAACGGGGUGCAAGCUGGGAUCUUCGACCGGUCCUCCUUCGCAAACGCUGUCUGGAACGCGAAAGUCGGGGGGUAUAUGACUGGGUAUACGCUCAUCCUCGCACUAUUUUAUUCCCUAGCGCCGCUCAUGUUCAGGCUUUCUUCGGCAGCGUUUUUUAAUAUUUCGCUUCUGACGGGGAAUUUCUGGGGCGUGGCGAUUGGGGUUAAGGUGUUUCACCUGCAUAUCCAUUGGAUGUACCCCAUUGCCUUUGUCUUGAUUAUUAUAGGACAUGUGUUGUAUUUUUGUAGGCAAAGUAUGCUGGCGGAAAGCAAUAAGCCUUGGUUGGGGGAGAAUCAGGAAGAAGGUAUUGCGGGGAUUGGAACGGCGAGGAGGAGGGUUGAGAACCCGGAUGCUAUUGUUUAGAUCUAUGUUUCUAAGGUGGGAAGGCAGUGGUCGGCUAGGGUUGAUUGGCGGUUGGAGGAAGUAAACAUAGCCUAUAAUUGGAGGAAGGGCUUUGGGUAGAAUGCGAUGCGAAACAGUUUGGAAUACUACUAAUACUGUGUGUGAUAUGGUGAGUAGGGAUAAUGUGAAUGGACGCUGUUACCCUCUAC
Molecule: messenger RNA, 1633 nt
Organism: Lindgomyces ingoldianus
Lineage: Eukaryota; Fungi; Ascomycota; Dothideomycetes; Pleosporales; Lindgomycetaceae
Product: DUF914-domain-containing protein
Exons: 3
Coding region: 198-1445 (415 amino acids)
Biological process (GO): transmembrane transport
Cellular component (GO): membrane
Molecular function (GO): transmembrane transporter activity
Source: RefSeq, a predicted model, not a curated record